AUGACAAAGCCUUAUCCAAGACGUACACUUAAGACUAUUCUUAAAGCACAUAUACCUCAUCGUCGUCUUGCAAAAAAUCUUGAUGUUCUUGUUUAUCUUGAUUAUCUUUUAUUUCUAAGUACUUUAGUCCGAACAGCUACACUUGAAGCGCGCCAAAUGAAUGAAAAAACAUUACGUGUACCACAUCUUCAUAAAACAAUACAAUUAUCACUUGAUAGAUUUCGUGGUUAA
This is a messenger RNA of Pneumocystis murina B123, 231 nucleotides long. RefSeq lists its product as hypothetical. The transcript is spliced from 3 exons. Gene Ontology annotation, cellular component: nucleoplasm; kinetochore. Gene Ontology annotation, molecular function: DNA binding; protein heterodimerization activity. NCBI's taxonomy places the organism in Eukaryota, Fungi, Ascomycota, Pneumocystomycetes, Pneumocystales, Pneumocystaceae. The record is from RefSeq and is a predicted model, not a curated record. The coding region runs from base 1 to 231 and encodes 76 amino acids. Gene Ontology annotation, biological process: kinetochore assembly; mitotic cell cycle; chromosome segregation.